This is a messenger RNA of Clupea harengus (Atlantic herring), 4839 nucleotides long. It is a transcript of the gene phka1a, whose product is annotated as phosphorylase kinase, alpha 1a (muscle). Gene Ontology annotation, molecular function: calmodulin binding. Lineage: Eukaryota; Metazoa; Chordata; Actinopteri; Clupeiformes; Clupeidae. The record is from RefSeq and is a predicted model, not a curated record. Gene Ontology annotation, cellular component: phosphorylase kinase complex. Gene Ontology annotation, biological process: glycogen metabolic process.
AAAAAGCUCUUUUGCAUUAUUGUCAGUGGCUAGAACCUAUUUCCAGGUGGGCACUGUUUUUUUUUUCCUUUUAGUUGUUUUAUCUAAUUUAUCAACGGUUCCUUAUAAGCUAGUCUGUGAGGUCGCCCAGUUCCCUUCGAACCCCACAAACGGCGAACGUUUACAUUUUAAGACGCAAUCCUUUCCUUGUAGUUUAUAACCAAGCGAACAGGAGUUUUGGCCUCCCGAGUUAAUGUCACUGGAGAUGUCAAACGAUCCAAGAACACGUGUGCCUAUGACCUUAAAGGAGAGCGGGACGUCUGUCGUCCUUGCAGGCACAUACAACAACGUCAAGAUUAAAAAAUAGUUGACCGUGUCUUGUUUACAUUUAACUCUAUAGAUCAUCGGAUGUGCUGCUUAUUUUCAGUUUCAGCAACUUUGAAGCUACAGGUUGGCAGAUAAGACGAAAUUGGACUGACUUUAUUAAUUUCAGUUGACUGUGCUUUUUUGUGCUUGUUUGUUUUGCUUCCUAGUAGCCUAUCCUACUAGGUUACAGCUAAUGUGACGCUUUCAGUUUAAAAGUUUUGAAAGAAUUUACGCGCAAUGGCUUUUGGAUUAGAUUGAUUUAUUGUUUGGGCAUUGAGCGCUAUUAAGCUGUUAGCAGCGUAAUUUAAGAUUUGUUAAACUAAACUAAACUCUUCUGUUGCCGAAAUUGGUUAUUAAAAGCUGAAUUAGCUUCGCUAACAUGGCACUCCUAACUAUUUGAAGCAUUGGUGGAACUGGAAAACUUGCGGUAAUCAUAGAGGUCUGACACACGGACACAAUGAGAAGUCGCAGUAACUCCGGAGUGAAACUUGACAACUAUGCCCGAAUGGUUCAGCAAACCAUCCUCUGUCUCCAGGACCCAGUGACCGGGCUACUGCCAGCCAGUGGAGACCAGCCAGACUCCUGGGUACGGGAUAAUGUCUAUAGCAUCGUGUCUGUGUGGGGUCUCAGCCUGGCCUACCGCAAGAAUGCUGACCGCGAUGAGGACAAAGCCAAGGCCUAUGAGCUGGAACAGAGUGUGGUGAAGCUCAUGAGGGGGGUACUGCAGUGUAUCAUGAGGCAGCUGGAUAAAGUGGAGAAGUUCAAAUACAGCAAGAGCACAAAGGACUGCCUGCAUGCCAAGUACAACACCCAGACGUGUGCCACGGUGGUGGGGGAUAAUGAGUGGGGUCACCUCCAGGUGGACGCCACCUCCCUCUUCCUGCUCUAUCUGGCCCAGAUGACUGCCGCAGGACUCCAUAUUGUUUACACGCAAGAUGAGGUGGAUGUAGUCCAGAAUCUAAUGUUCUACAUUGAAUCCGCAUACAAAGUGGCAGAUUUUGGAAUGUGGGAAAGAGGCGACAAGACCAACCAGGGCAUCCCUGAGCUCAAUGCUAGCUCCAUUGGCAUGGCCAAAGCUGCACUGGAGGCACUGGAUGAGCUGAACCUGUUUGGAGCCAAAGGAGGCCCAGGGUCUGUUGUCCACGCAUUAUCAGAUGACAUUCAGCAUUGCCAGUCCAUCCUUAACUCCAUGCUGCCCCGGGCCUCAACAUCAAAAGAGGUGGAUGCAGGUGUUCUGUCCAUCAUCUCGUAUCCUGCUUUUGCAGUGGAAGACAUGAACAUAGUCAAUCUCACCAAAGAGGAGAUCAUAUCCAAGCUGCAGGGACGCUAUGGUUGUUGCAGAUUCCUCAGAGAUGGCCACAAAACCCCCAAAGAGGAUCCAAACCGACUAUAUUAUGAGUCUGCUGAGCUUAAGUUGUUUGAGAAUAUUGAGUGUGAGUGGCCUCUGUUCUGGACUUACCUUAUCCUGGAUGGCAUUUUCAUUAACAGCCCAGAACAGGUGCAGGAGUACAGGGAGGCUCUUGAGGGCAUUCUUAUUAAGCAGAAGGACGGGAUGCGGCUGUUACCGGAACUCUACAGCGUCCCGGCAGAUAAAGUGGAUGAGGAGUAUUUAAACCCCCACUCUGUGGAGAGGGUCCCCAUGGGGAAAUGUCCCCUGAAGUGGGGCCAGUCACUGUACAUACUGGGGAACCUCCUGUCUGAGGGUUUUUUGGCUCCCGGAGAGAUUGACCCAUUAAACCGGCGCUUUUCCACCAUCCCAAAGCCUGAUGUAGUUGUGCAAGUCUCCAUUUUGGCCGAGACGGAGGAGAUCAAGCAGCUGCUGAUGAAGAAUGGGAUUGAGGUGGAGACGGUGGCAGACAUCCACCCCAUCCGGGUGCAGCCAUCCCGAGUGCUCAGUCACAUUUAUGCCAGGCUGGGGCGAAACCACCGUCUGGGCCUGACGGGAAGACCGUAUCGCAGGAUUGGGGUGCUGGGAACCUCCAAACUGUACAUCGUCCGAAACACCAUCUUUACCUUCACUCCUCAGUUUAUUGACCACCAGCAGUUCUACCUUGCCUUGGACAACAGGAUGAAUGUGGAUAUGCUCCGUACUGACCUAUCCUACUUGUCAUCACGCUGGAGGAUGACUGGUCGACCCACAGUCACUCUCCCUAUCUCUCAGACUAUGCUCACUGAAGACCGCACGGAGCUAGAUCCAGCUGUCCUUGCAACACUUAAGAAACUUCAGGAUGGGUAUUAUGGGGGAGCGAGAGUACAGACGGGGAAGUUGUCAGAGUUCAUGACCACUUCCUGUUUUGCCCAUUUGAGCUUCAUGGACAGUGGUAAGACGCAGGGCGGCGGCAUGUCCUGGGAUGAAGAGGAGGAUGAGGAGGAUGACAGUAGCUGCUUUGACGAGCCUGUGCAUGAUUUCGACUUUGAUGAUGAGACCGAUGACCUGGCUCAGUAUCUAGACCAGCUCUUGGCUACUUCAGUUCCCCGACAAGGACUCAUAAUGAGCGCGAACAGGAGUGGUCUCAGCCGUUUCAAAGCAGCUGCUACUAGGACAGUUGAGAUGGUGUCGCUUAUGCGGAAAGCACGAGAUCUCCAGAUUCACAAUGUUCAGAUGUACCUGCCCACUAAGCUGUUCCACUCCCCUCAGCCUGCCCUGCACCUUAGAAAUGCUACUUCUCUGACGAGUCAGGGCCCAGAGUUCCUAGUGACCUCAGAGUGUAACCUUCCCAGAGACGCCAGCGGUGGCAUUGACUAUGAUGCUCUGGCCCGGCUCCUCCCAGAAACCCACAACCUACAAGACCAGGCAGACAUUUUGCAUAUUCUCUUUAAAGACAAAGGGAUCGAGUGGGACACGCAGCUGCGUGGGAGAGGAACGACGGUGCGGCAGCUGCUCGUGGAGCUUUAUGAGCAGGCCGGUGCCCUGCGUCAGUGGGGCCUCAUCCGAAUGAUAUCUGGAAUGCUCCGGAAGAAAGUGGAAGAGCUUGACUGGGCCUGUUCUGAUCUGCUAUCGCAUCAGAAACACCUGACUGUGGGCUUACCCCCGGAGCCCAGGGAGAAGACCAUCUCUGCGCCCAUGCCUCCAGACGAGCUGGUCAAGCUGAUUGAUCAGGCCAGUGAGAACAAUAUCACCAUUGCCAUUCUCACUCAGGAAAUCAUGGUGUACCUGGCCAUGACCAUCCGAACCCAGCCCGGCCUCUUCAGUGAAAUGUUCCGUCUCCGUAUCGGUCUCAUCAUCCAGGUCAUGGCCACUGAGCUGGCCCAGUCCCUCAACUGCUCUGGUGAGGAGGCCACUGACAGUCUGAUGAGUCUGAGUCCCUCUGAACUGAAGAACCUGCUUCAUCACAUUCUGAGUGGGAAAGAGUUCGGCGUGCAGAAGAGUGUUCGCUCUGUAGACACAGGUGUCAGUCCUGCCAUUUCAAUCCAGGAAGUUGGCAAUGUGGGAGCAACCAAGAGUGAGAGGGCGGGCAUCAGCAAACUCAAAAGUGACAUCAAAAUGAACCAACAUACUCACACUGUGGACGUUGAGCACCUAGGUGUCGGGAGGGGCCGGUUUCCAUCCAUUGAGUCAUUUGAUGGGGCCGCAAUAGUCCCGUCAGUAAAGGACAGUCGUCAGGGCCAGUGGCUGCGCAGGAGGAGGCUGGAUGGAGCACUCAACAGAGUCCCUGUGGGCUUCUACAAGAAGGUCUGGAGGAUCCUUCAGAAGUGCCAUGGGCUCUCCAUCGAGGGCUUUGUGCUUCCAUCAUCAACCACAAGAGAGAUGACCCCGGGGGAGAUCAAGUUUGCAGUGCACGUGGAGACGGUGUUGAACCGGGUACCCAUGCCUGAAUAUCGGCAGCUGCUGGUGGAGGGGAUUCUGGUGCUCACCAUGCUCGCAGAUGUGGACAUUGAUAGCAUCGGCAGCAUCAUCCACGUGGAGAAAAUAGUUCACAUUGCUAACGACAUGUUCUAUAAAGAUCAGAAGGACCUGGGUGCUGAGGAGAGUAUGCUGGAGAGAGACCAAUCCACAGGCAUCUGCAGGCUCCUGUAUGACAGCGCCCCUAGUGGAUGCUUUGGCACCAUGACAUACCUUACCAAGGCAGUGGCCAUUUACGUCCAGGACUUCCUGCCAAGUGGCUCCUGUGCCCUACAGUAAUUCUCAUGAUGCUCUUAGGGGGAUGGACAGAUGAUUAGCAAGAUGUUGAGGUUGCCGUUAUGGUUGUUUGACACCGCUGUUGAAUGAAUUAGUCUGAACAAAUGUAUGUGUGCAGCAUCAGUGAAACGGACUAUUUAAACUCUCAGUAUCUAAGCCACUAUAGGUCAUGUCUUGUCCACAUCCUCACAUUAUGUUUACAUGAUUACCUGGCCUGUUGGCUGUGGCCAGUUACCAUGCGGCGCACUGGUGGGAACUAGUGGUUUGAGGUAUCCUUUUUGUUCGUUGUUUGAGGUCAGAUGGAAUCUCGUGUAGGUUUUUUUUUCUUUUUGAAAAGUGCAAUUUGGGAAUCGGGGGGGGGGGGGGGGGGGAAA